Messenger RNA from Cutaneotrichosporon cavernicola, 2331 nucleotides. RefSeq lists its product as uncharacterized. Gene Ontology annotation, cellular component: cytoplasm. Gene Ontology annotation, molecular function: glycosyltransferase activity. Bases 1 to 2331 code for a protein of 776 amino acids. The record is from RefSeq and is a predicted model, not a curated record. The transcript has 4 exons. Lineage: Eukaryota; Fungi; Basidiomycota; Tremellomycetes; Trichosporonales; Trichosporonaceae.
AUGGCGGAGCCGCUCAUGGACAAUGCGUCCGCAGCCGCCGAUCCGACACUCCCCGACGCAUUCGUCACUCUCCUUACCGCUUCCUCCUACCUCCCAGGCGCCCUUGCGCUGCUCCACGCCCUCCGCGAACUCCACCCCGCCCCGCGCGACUUUAAGAUCACCUGCCUGGUGACACCUGAAACAGUUGACGCCGCGACCAUCGGAGCGCUCCGCAAUUCCGGAUACGAUAUUGUCAUCGGUGUGGAGCCAAUCGCCACUGGCCAGAGAGGCCAGACUGGACUGCACCUGAUGGGUCGUCCGGAUCUCGACCUGGCGCUCACCAAGCUCCACAUUUUCCGCCUGGGCUCCAUGUUCAAAACCGUCCUCUACAUGGACGCUGACACUCUUCCCAUCCGACCUCUCUCUCAUCUUUUCCAAUCGACUGCUCCCCACAUCCUUUCAGCGUGUCCCGACAUCGGAUGGCCGGAUUGUUUCAACUCGGGCGUCAUGGUCAUCCGUCCUCGCCUUAGCGAUUUUGAGAACUUGCAGCAGCUCAUGAUCGCCGAUGCCAGCGGCGGAAACGGCAGCUUUGAUGGCGCCGAUCAAGGACUGUUGAACCAUUACUGGAGCGAAGAGGGGGCGGGUGGCCCUUGGAACAGACUACCGUUCACCUACAACGUGACCCCGAGUGCAGCGUACCAGUACAUGCCUGCAUUCAAACACUUUGCCCACAAGAUCAACGUCAUCCACUUCAUUGGCCCCAGAAAACCCUGGGGAAGACUCCCUACUCGCCCCGCUGGCCUUGGCAUUGAGCAGAACCAAGAGUCGCCGAUGGGAUACGAGCAGCUGAUCGACCGCUGGUUCAACGUCUACGACCGCAACGUCCGGCCCACAGCCAUCCACGAGCCCAACCUGGCCAAGCGCUUUACUGUCCCCGAGAAUAUCGCCGUCUGGAACCGUCCCAGAAACAGCCACGGUGACCACGCCGAUGAGGGUGGUGCUAGAACUGUGACGGUUCCCGGCGAGUACACCUCACUUCCCCUCGACGGGCGUCAUGACCUCAUGGCGCCUAAGCCCAUGUCGGGACCCACGAUCUUGCCAGACUCAGGCCACUCCAGAGAAACCGCACUACCCCAUGAGGAAGAAUCCCAGCAGAACUACAAGGAAGGGGAACAGCAGCCGGCCCACGGUAGCGCUACAGAUCACACCAUCUGGUCGGAUGGACUCGCUCCCACGGCGUCGCAUGUGGACAGCCAGCACCACGAGCAUCACCGUGACCACCACGAACACCACGAACACCACGAACACCACGAACACGAGCACCGCAGCCCCUCCCCCCAACCGCUUGAGUACAGGCAGGCGGCUUGGGACGGUUCUCAAGGCCCUCCACCGAAGGACAGCCAGCCAGAGAUGGCAAUCGCUGUUGACAACUUUUACGUACCGGCUUGGGAUGAGCCGACUAGAUCGCAGGGUGCUUACUACGAAGAGCACCAUGACAGAUUCGAGAUGCCGACCUUACCGAGCAGCGUUCUCAACAACGACUGGUACGGAACGUUCACAGGCACCGUUCCAGACCCUAAGAAGCGCGGCAGUGUCUUUCCUUGGGAGGAGAAGGGCAGUGCACCGCGCGCAGAGGCUUCGCGCAAGUUCCCUCAGCAGCGUCCUCCGACGCCCCCGGCCCCCAUUGUACCGAACGUGACCAAGCCCUCCGCUGAUAUUCACCUGUCGGCAACGGCCUUGACAGUGGCGCCCAUCCUAGCGCCCAAGGGUCCGGAUCCUCCGGCCACCCAGCCUUUCAAGCCUGCUCCGAGCUUCAGCGAGGCGAUGGCGGAUUACACGAAUGCUUGGGAUGCGGACGUCUCGAUUGGCCGCUACGCCAAGCGUUUAACCGAUCUCGGCAUCGUUACCUCGAGGCGCAAGGUGGGAAUGCACACGGUGCCUCCCACUCCGCGUCGUUCGUCGCGUCGCGUGGCAACUGAGCCUCUGCAGGACGACAAUAACUCCUCUUUUGCCAAUAGCCCCCACCACGAUCGGCCGACUUAUCAAGACAAGGGCAUUCAAACUGACCGACCAUCCCAGAAUGACGCCAUAGUGCAAGCGUCGCCAGAGACGAGCCCUGUCUCGGAGAACCCACCAAGCCCGGCUCGCAUGAUGAUAUCGGUCGCGACCACCCCGGUGACGCCCCAGGGGGAGUUGGGAUCCACGAGAUCCUCUUACUUUCCUGUUACGACUGCCAAGCGCGGCCCGAAACUGGCAGCUCCUCGCGGCCCUCCGCGCGGUCGUGUGUGGGACCCGCAGACCGAUAUCGAUAUGAUGAGACGGCAUCAAGCCUUGACGCAGUUUGGCCGUUAG